Octopus bimaculoides (California two-spot octopus) is the source of this 8606-nucleotide messenger RNA. RefSeq names its product RUN domain-containing protein 1. NCBI's taxonomy places the organism in Eukaryota, Metazoa, Mollusca, Cephalopoda, Octopoda, Octopodidae. The record is from RefSeq and is a predicted model, not a curated record.
UGUUGAUUGUCGUCGUCGUCGUCGUCGUCACUCGUACGUCAAUGGCAGCUGUUUUUUUUGAUAUAGCAGUCGACUGAAAGAAAAAACACUGACGUUCGACUUAAUUCACCAAUUCAUAUUACAAUUAACAUGCAACUAAUUGGACGUUAAUUACACUGGUUUCUCUCUCCCUCUUUUUUAUUUGUUAUCCUUGAGGAAUCUUUUUCAAAAUGGAAGAAGUGGCUGCCAACACUGAUGAGAGUUAUGACAGUUUUGAGGACCAAAAUUAUGAUGAUCGUCCAACUGAAAGAUGGGCUCCACUCGGGGCUUCAGUAAGCCCAGCUCCCUCAACUAUAGAAAAUGGUGGUGUCAUGCUAACUGAAUCAGAGCAACUGCGACAGCUGGAAGAACAACAAGAACAACUCAACUCCUACUUGCAGGCUUUAACUACUCAUUUUGCUCAGGUGCAGUUCCGCUUGAAACAGACUGUAAAUGCCCCACCUGAAGAAAAAGAAGUUCUAUUAAAAGAGUUGGAACAACUCGCUUUCCAAGGUGUUCCAGAUGUAGUUGGAUGUAUGCUGCCUGUCGGAUGUGACAAUGAUGAUGAUAUGAAUGACAAUGAGCGGGGAAUUAAAAUAAAUGAACAGCGGGAAAAACAGAAAGAAUUAAUCAAUCAACUGAAAAUGCAGCUGGAAGACUUGGAAUUAUAUGCAUAUAAAAAUGGUGAAGCUGGACUCCCAACUAAUCAGAUGAUGGAGAAGCAACGAAUACUUAUUGACCAACUCAAGAACAAACUGGACUUAAAACUAGAGAAUUUUGACCACUUAAGUACUGAUCAACUGAAAGAAAUUGUAGACAAUGCCAUUGGGCAGAUUGUUAAUCCUGCUAAAGUGAAAGGAAAACUUGUUGACCAGCUCAAAACACAAAUUACAGAUUUAGAAAGAUUUAUUCAGUUUUUGCAAGGGGAAGCUACAAGUCCAGGUCCUCUAGGAAAGGAACGGUGUACAUGUUCUGUACAUGGAAAGACAUUUUCUUCUGUUGAUAUGAAAGAUUCUGCUCAAAGUUCAAACCACAAGCGGGGAUUGUCUGAUAACGCUAGUUCAGAAAAUCUACGCCAGACGACAUUAACUUUAAUGAAGAAAGCAUUAGCUUUACUACAAGUCUUUGCUAUCACUCAGUUAGGCUGUGGCACCCAGGAAUUUCAGAAGAAUCUAUUGAAACGGACAACUAAAGGAAACCAUUGGGGAGAUCUUCGUGCUCAGUUAGAAAUCAGCAUUAACAAAGUGUUGAAAGUUGCAGCUGAGGAGGAAAUCCUGAUCCCUAACAGCAGUGAUUUUGACAGUGAAAGUGAUGAGGAUCCAUUACCCCAAAGUAGUCCAGCUGUGACUCAAGCAGUUCGUAGGGAGCUAGCAAUGUCUAUUCGUGAUUUAAUGCAGCAUGGGUUAGUUGAGCUUGGUCAAAGCAACAGUCUUGUGACAUGGGGCUGUUUUCCAAACAGGUCAUCUGGCACCACCAAAUUGAUGCAUGCAUGGGAUCUCCUCCUAAAGUUCUAUGAAAUGAAGCAUGGGAAAGAAUAUAAUGAAUCUCCGGCACGAAAGCUGUCACAGUCCUUCCAUUUAGACAUUGUGGGCGGCAAACCCAUCACAGCCAAACAAACGCUUCUUGGAGCCAUUGAUACCAUUAUUCAGUUACACACACCUUUGAAACGAUCAGAGGAUUCACAUUUCAAAGCAUUCAUCUGUUUGGCAUUAAAUGAGAAGAAGUUAGUUACUUGGCUGAAGCUUUUAUUCCGAACUCAAUUCUUAGUUGAUUAUUAUUACCAAGACUGGAGUUAUGUAGCCAGAACUGGUUUUGAUGAUACCCUUAAAUCCUUGGAACCGCUCAAUUCUAUCAACUUCAAACUCCCUGUUGACAUUGCUGUUCGUCCUUUCAGUAAAAUUAAGGAUGCUUUUUAAAAGAACUUUUAGUGAAUAAAAAAAAAAGACCAAAAAAAAAAACCGGAAAAAAUGCCCCUGUUGGCAUAGUAACAUCAUGUGACUAAAGACAUAAAAAGAAAUGCAUCAAAGAACCUGUACUAUGAAAUCCAUUUGACUUCCUCUAUUUUUUUCUCUCCUUUCUCCUACUUUCCUAUUAUAAAAUAUACUUUCUGAAACUCAUGUAGCAUGCCAGGAUGAUUGUAGAGAUACAUUGAUAAGAAGAAUAAGAAAAAGAACAAGAAGCAAGAUAAUUGUUUACCAACCAAACUAUUUAAAAGAUGGUCACUCUAACAGUUUAUCAUUCUGUGUGUGUGUGUGUAUGUAUAUAUAUAUAUAUAUAUAUACACCCACACAUAGAUGCACACAUUGCAGACAAAAUGACAACAAUGACAAUCACACAAAGAUUGUUAAAGAACUUAACAUUUACAUUUGAAAUAUAUAUAUAUUAAUAUAUGUAUGUAUACAAUAUAUGUGUGUGUGCUUAUAUAUAUAUAUAUAUAUAUAUAUAUAUAUACACACAUGUAGAUGCACAUACAUGUAUACAUACACGAUAUAUGUAUAGGUAUAAAUGUGUGUAUGUAUAUGUGAGUGUGUGUUUAUGCAUAUGUGUAUAUAUAGAGAUGUAAAAAUACUGUAACAUCACCAUAGUUGACUGCACAUAUACAUGUGUCUGUCUGUAAUAAUAUGUGAUAUUUGGGUGGCUAUACAAUAUGUUCAUAUUCAUACUUACCAAAAGAAAGAAAGACAAAAAAAAUUGUUAUUCUAUACCAUUCUAUGAAACAACAGAGAAAGAAAAAAGAAAAAUAUAAUUUGGUUGGGAUUUUUUUUUCCAACAAAUGUAUAAUUCCCUACAAUUUUUGAAACAUCUCCUAGUUGUUACAGUUAAUGUUAUUUCUUCAAAGUAAUUUUAAAUUUUUAUCCUGCCUUAUGUUGUUGUUGUUGCUCUUGCUUCUCAUUCCCUGCCGCUGCCACCACCACCACCACCGCCGCUGCCAUCUCUUUCUCCCAUCAUCCCCAAACUCAUUCAUUCAUAACUCAUGGAAAAGAUCUAAACCUCAUAAGCCUUGACUGAAACCCUUCUUCCUCCACUAAUGAGAGACUGGUCAUUGUAAAGAGACUGAACGACUAGGGCCUGUUGCUCCUUUAAAAAUUGUAUUUCAAAAGCCCAGUUACAUUGUGGAAGAACCAUUUAAAAAUACACAGAAAUUGUUUAACUCUUUAGCAUUCAGGUUGCUCUGUCAAAUGUAAUGCUUAUUUAUUCACAUUGUUUUUAAUUAAUCACGCAUUACCUUGAGGCUUUCUGAUUACUUAUUUUUAGGAAGAAAUUGUAGAGUAAGGUGAUGGUGUGUGGCUUAGUCAUAAUGUCAUGUGUUCGAUCCUCAGCAGCGUGUUAUAACCUCAAACAAGUCUCUUUAUUUCAUGUUGUGGCAGUCCAUUCAGCUGCUAAAAAUGAGUUGUGCCUGUAAUCCGAAGGGCCAACCUUGUCACAUUGAAUCUCCCUGAGUUCUACGUUAAAGAUACACAUGUCUGUGGAGUGCUCUGCUACUUGCAUGUUAGGCUGUUCUGUUAGUCAAAUCAAUUGGAACCCUCAUUAUCAUAACCGGCAGAGUGCCAGUGAGAGAGAGAGUGUGUUAGGUAGUUGUGAGAGGCCAAAAUCUGACCAGUUUGAAUAUAAAACAAGUAGAAUUUUUGGACUGUAUAGGGCCAGUUUAAAUUCAUUUUUGUAUUUGGUUUGCAAGAUUCUUGACAUAAACUCAGGUGUUGAAACAGAUUUUCUUUGUCUUGAGAGGGUCAUUAUGCCAAUAAUAUACACAUGCACUGGUUCUAUUUCACUUCUGUAUUUAUUAUUUAUCAGUUGGUCAACCAUUUAACCAAUUAAGUAGUCGAUUGUUUGAUUAAUCAUUUAGUCAGUUAAUUGACCAAUCAAGUCUGUCAGGACAGGCCUAGAUUAGCAAGAACAUGACAUUGAUGAAGUCACAAAUAGUGACAAAAGGACUUUGACAAAUAUGGCUAAAUUGAUUGAGUGACCACACAAUUAAUCAAACCAUCGAAUAACUAAUUAGGUAAAUGAUUAACCAACUGACAAAUAAAAAUGAAGUGAAAUAGAACCAGUGAAUGUAUUUAAUACUAUAAGCAUAAUGACCUGCCCAAAGGUACAACAAAAUACAUUUAAAUUCAUUUCUUUUUCAUUGAUAUGUUUUCUUUGUUAUUUGACCACGACUUUGUCACUGAUACAGGUCCCCUUUGUGACCAGGUCACAGCUGCACGACAAAAUGAAUGGAAAGUGAAUUUAAUAGUCUCUGUUUCUUCACUGAAAUGAUUCUUCCACGAUGUAACUACUUUAAUAUCAACAACACACUCAGUCUCAGACUAAGCCAUUCACUAGACAUGUACAAAUUCCACAAAGAAAAGAGGAAAAAGAAAUACUUUUCAACAUUCCAAUUUGUUAAUAUUUAUUUCUAUCCAUGCUGUUUUAGGUAUGGUACAAACAUUCUCUUCAGUUGCCUCUAUGUGUGUGUAUGUGUUUUUAUGUAUGUGAGGAGAUGAAGUGUUGAGCAAGCUGGCUUUAUGUCUGGUAUUGAGAGGUUUAAGUAUGAAGUGUGUCUAUGUGUAUAUAAAUGUGUACAUAUAUGUCUAAGAAUUCAUACAUUCACUCAUGUUUUUGUCAGUAGAGUGAGUAUAUUAGUCAACAUGUUCAGCAUUAUAGAGCCAUUACAAUGUGUUUCUAGAUAACUGUGCUAUUGAUUAUAACUGGUAUGAAAAUGAUUAAGAUCAACUGAAAUGGGUGUAUAAUACUGUAUACUUUUAUAUAUAUAAUAUAUAUAUACAUACACACACAUAUAUAGAAAAAAGUGAAAGGAGUACAGUGACUUCGGUCAUUAUAUUUACUGUAGUAUUUUAUAUAUACAUAUAGUUAGAGAGUGUACAUGUGUAUACAUAUAUUUUAGGUUAUUUAUAGUUGGUCAGGGAGUGACCAUUGGUUUCACACCUAUAAAGCUCUUAACUGUAUAGGCAACUUGUCAGGUCCAUUUUGAGUCUGAUGCAUCACCUACACAGCUAAGUGUCUCAUAGGUGCAAAACCAAUAGUCACUCUCUGACUGGCCUUGACAAACAACCUUCUAAAUAUUUCUACUCUAAUGAUUUAAAGUGUAGGUCAUUUUUGGAUAUAUGAACUAACUGAUAUAUAAAUAAGAGAGGGAGAGUGAGAAAGGGUUCUGUUGAAUUGAGACUGUUAACACAUCUAACAAUGUCUGCUUCACAUCUGAGCUUACUUUCUAUUUAGUCUGAACAAAUUCCCAUGUGGUAUGAAAAGUCAAAGCUCUCCAUCAACAGGGUUUUGAUUGAGCAACCCUUCUCAAUGUGUCACUCGAGCAUUUGUUUACCAUUUGCUGCAGCCUCUGCCAGUUCAUCAUUGGAUUUCAUAUUUCGAAAGAGAAGCGAUGAACAAAAGAACAAAAGGAUAGAAUUCUCCCCUUUUCACUUGGAGACCCUAACUACAAACAAAGAGGCCCCGUGAAGAACUGGCAGUAUGUUUUCCUGAAAUGUGUCAAAAGAGAAACUAAAGGCACAAUCUUCAGUGAUAUAACAGUUCUACUAUUGUUGCUGUUGUUAAUAAUAAUUAUGAUAAUAUUGAUUUCUUACAUAAUUAAGGUGAAGGCACGUGUUUUAGUGGUUAGGGUAUUCAGUUCACAUGAGCUGUGCAUUUUGUCCUUGGACAAGACACUUUAUUUCAUGUUGCCCCAGUCCACUCAGCUGAGUCGUACCUAUAAUUCAAAGGGCUGACUUUCUCAUAUUGUGUCUCACUGAAUCUCCUUGAGAACUACAUUAAGCAUGUGUGUGGAGUGCUGAAGCCACUUGCACGUUAAUUUCAUGAGCUGCUUGUUCCAUUGAUCAAAUCAACUGGAACCCUUGCUGCCGUAACCAACAGAGUGCCAGACAGAAUGAUAAAUGAAUCCAGAUUAACCAGCAUGCUGAUCAGAUACUAGAAUCUUUUUGCAGCAUAAAUUUAAGAAAUUUUCUACCUGGCACAGACAUGGUUGUGUGGUUAAGAAGCUUGCCUUACAACCACUUGGUUUCUGGUUCAGUCUCAUUUUGUAGCACCUUGGCUAAGUGUCUUCUACUUUAGCCCCUGGCUGACAAGACAUCGUGAGUGAAUUUGGUUAAUAGAAACUGUGUGGACUCUCAUUGUGUGUGUUUAUGUCCUAUCCUUCUCCAUCACCACCACCACUUUGACAACUGUUGUAGGUUUAUUUAUGUCUCCAUAACUUAAGUUUCAGCAACAGAAGACCAAUAGAACACGUGCUGGGGUUCGAUUUGUUCAAAUAAAUCUGUCAAGGCAUUGCCCCAGCAUGGCUGCAGCCCAACAACAAACGAAACAAGCAAAAGAUUAAAGAUAAAAGAAGUUUUUCUUUUUUCUUUAAGAGGUAAAAAUAAAGAUCAGUAUUGACAGAAGAUUCUAUCUCUUAAAUUCUGAGAUUCUUGCUUUGCUUUGCUUUCUCAAAUGUUUGCACUACAAUUCUAUAUUUCUGAGAUGAGGAAUUUUUAUCUUGUAUACCGUUUAUAUUGGUCAAAUUGGUGUCCUUAUCUUGAUUGUUGCUUUCAUUACAUUUCAGCUGUUGUAUGUUCCAGCCUUCUUCAGGUGUCUUAUGUUAAACUCAGUUGUUGUAUCGGAAUUUUGAACCUAACCUUUUAUUCAAUCCAUGGGGGUACCCUGUUCUCAUUCUACUCUCUGCAUUUUGUGACAUUUUUUUUCUUUCGGUGCCUUGCCUGGGAUUGAACUCAGAAUCUCUACAUGACUGUAUAGUGUGGUAAAGACAUUGGUUAAUACAAUGCAGACCCCUAGAGGCUCUGAAUUCAAUUCUUGGCCAGGCAUUAAGAUAAUUCACAAAAAUCAACUGAAGUAAAAAUGUCAUGAAACACAGAGAGCAGAUUGAGAACAGUGUACCCCCAUGAAUCAAAUAGUGGGUUAGGUUCCAAAUUCCAGUACAACACCUGAAAUGUAGUGAAAACAACAAUCAAGAUAACAACACCAGUCCAACUAACAUAAACAGUAUACAUAAAUGUUUGCCCUGUUCGAUGAAAUGUGAAUGGAAAAACUCUUGACAAUAACUUGUACAGUAUUUAAAAAGAAAAAAAAAAUUGUGAGAAAUAUAAUAAUAGAAUUAUCAGUUAUUUCGAAAAUAUUUUUUUUAAAAUUUGUUUUUACAAGGAAUUUUUGCUUGUAGACUAAUUCCUAAAUCUUAAACCACCAGAUGAUAAAUAUUGGAGGUUGAUUGACAGAGUGAUAGAGUUUGAAUGUGAAUGUGUGGUUCUCACUCCAGUAAAGGUGAUUGAGACCCAACUAUAAGGUCCAGAUCCUAACCCUUAAAUUUGUCAGAUAGGGUUAUUCUCUGUCGAGAAGUUGUAAACACCCAAAAGUUAUUUUACAACAAUCAUUUCUUCAUACACAAAUAAAACUGAAAUUUUUCUCCUCCAAAUCCAAUUUCUUCACUACCAUCUGAAAACAUUCCAUUUUAUUGUUAAAUUCUGUCGUUUUAUCGUAAUUCAUUAAUUAGAAGGUAGGGUCGGGGCAACUGUCAGUAACAAUCCACUUGUUAGGCUAAACUGAUGUUUCUAUUUGCAAUCAUAGCAAUUAAAAAUGAACCAUCACAGUCACUUGACUUGUGCUAGAAAUAGCAACAACAUGCAAACCAGGUAUUUCUUAGAUGUUCAAAAUUUGUUUUUUUUCUACACCUUGUAGAAAAACAGAACAUGGUGGUGAAAAAACCCACAAAACACUCAAAAAUUUUAUUUAUAAAUUAUAUUUUGUUUUGUUAAACUCUUUAUCACAUUCAUGUCUUUCACACCCCCAGAUCUAAGAAUGAUUGUAACACCCCAACUCAUUUUGAUUGCAUUCCAUGGUUCUAACCAUUAUUUAUGUAUUAUAUUUGAAUUUGUUUUUUUGUCAAUUUUGAUUUUUGUAAAUUUUGUUUUUGAUUUUAAUGUUAUGUUUGCAUAUUUUUUUUUCUUUCAAAAUUUUAUUCUUAUACAAAACACUGGAGUGGUGCUACAGAAUUUUCUGGGACCAAUUAACAAAUUUAUGUUUAUUGUAUAUUAUAGUAUAAUAAAAGGACGCUAGAUUAGCGAAAUCGUUAGUGACAUACUAAAUGCUUCACAGUAUUUAGUUAUGCUCCUUCACAUUCCAAGUUCAAAUCCUACCAAGAUUGAUUUUACUCUUUGAUCCUUCUGGGGUCAAUAAAAUAAAGUACUAGUCAAGUACUGGGGUCAGUUUAAUCAAUUAACCCCUCCCCUCAAAAUUUUCAGGCCAUAUACCUACAUUAGAAACUUAAUACUGUGAUGCUUCAUUAUUCAACAUGUUUUUUUUCUGUCGCUUGCUCCUCAUGUAUUAUCUGUUAUUCUUUAACUCCCGUUCUUCUCUGUUAGUCAUUCCCAAUUCUGUUAUAUACAUCAUCUUUGUAAAUUGCGUCAUUCUGUUUCACUGUUUAGGUGUCACUGCUGAUAGAGGACGUCGCCAGUGACACUAAUUAGUUGGUACAACUAAUUCACCACCACCACCACCACCUGUUUCAACAAUGAUAUCAGUAAUUUGAAUGUGUAUCAUAAACUUUCACUAGUUCAAACAUAUCAUAAAAGUCAUUUCUCUCAUCAUAA